UCUCCCCUCUUCCCCCCACUCUAAAGACUGCUGCCUCAACCCUAAUUUCUAGGGAGCACUUGUUUUAAAAGUUCAAUCCUUUUCAUCAAGAGUAAACAGAGUCUCGAUGUGUUAGAACGAAAAUGCAUCAAGCUUACAGUGGCAUUCCUUGCCUCAGUCUCACGGCACUUUCUGGGCAGGGUCGGUGGAAGAAUGCCAUACUCAUUUUUCUCCACGUCACACAAACCAUACUCAUUUUUCUCACGUCACACAAACCUUCUUUCCACUCUUCUUCAAACACCCAAUUAUUGAAGGUUAGCAUCCACAAGAAUGCACUUUCAGAGGGUAAGCAAUUCUAUUCUCAGAUAAGUGAAAGGGGACAUCCAGUUGCCAAAAAUAAUUUUUUACAGAAUACACUUAUCAAUAUGUAUGACAAAUGUGGAAGAUUGGUGGAUGCUCGUCAAACCUUCGACAACAUGACUGAACCAAACAUGUUUUCAUGGAAUGCAAUAAUUGGCGCUUACACAAGGCAUGGCCUUCCCCAACAGGCAUUGACACUCUUUCAUGAAAUGCAAGCAACAGGUGCUCAGCUUGAUGAGUUCACGUUCGCCAUAAUUCUCCACCUAUGUGCCAACGCCGCAUCUCUGAAACAUGGUUUGCAGAUUCACGGAUCAAUAAUUAGACGUGGGUUUCAAUGUCCUCUUAUUGUGAUGAAUACUCUUAUACACAUGUACAUAAAAUAUGGAUGCAUACACCAGGCAAGCGAACUGUUUGACGAAAUGCCUAAACGAGAUGUAGUAUCAUGGACUUCCGUCGUUGCUGGAUAUACCCGAAUUGGGUUUGUUGAAAAAGCCUUGGAAAUUUUCAGGCAAAUGCUUUCAGCAGGUGUAAAGCCAAGCUUGGGAAGCUUUUCGAGCGUCCUACCAGCGGUGGCCAAAGUGGGAGCUUUGAAACAGGGUAUGGAGAUUCAUGGAAAAAUAAUUGAAAGCCUGUUUUUGUCAGAUGAUGUAGUUGUGACCGCAGUUAUAGACAUGUAUGCAAAAUGUGGAAGCAUACAGAAAGCAAACAAACUAUUUGACAAAAUAGCUCACCGAAUAUAGUUUUGAACCGCAAUCAUGGCCGGAUGUUCACAAAGUGGGUUUGUUGACAGAGCUUUGGAUAUUUUCAAGAAAAUGCAACUAGCAGGCGUAAAACCAAACUUCGCAACUUUUGCUAGCAUACUUCCAGCUUGUGGCAGAAUGGGAGAUUUGGAACAGGGUAUGAAAAUCCAUCAAAAUGUAAUUAAAAACGGAUUUUUGUCGAACAUGGUUAUUAAUGCCUUUAUAGACAUGUAUGGGAAAUGUGGAAGCAUACAGCAGGCACAAGUAGUUUUUGACACAACGCGUCAACGGAAUGUGAUCUCAUGGAAUGCUAUGAUUGUAGGUUAUGUACAAAAUGGGAUGCUUGAUAAAGCCUUGGGAUUGUUUAAGCAAAUGGAAAUCACAGGUGUGAAGCCAGACUACUCAACCUUUGCUAGCAUCCUUCCUGCAUGCGCCAAACUUGAAGCUUUGGAACAGGCUAUGGAAACCCAUCAAAAGGUAAUCAAGCGUGGAUUUUUAUCUGAUGUUGUAGUCUUGACUGCCCUGAUAGAUAUGUAUGCUAAAUGUGGAAGCGUACAAAAGUCACGCAUAUUGUUCGACAAAAUGCCUCAACGAAAUGUAGUCUCAUGGACUGCAAUCAUCGCAGGAUAUGCACAAAAUGGACUUGUUGAAAAAGCCUUGGAGAUUUUUAAGCAAAUGCUAUUUGUAGGGGUAAAACCAAACUUUCCAACCUUUGUCAGCAUCCUACCGGCUUGUGCCAAAAUGGGAGCUUUGGAACAUGGGAUGGAGAUUCAUCAAAAAAUAGUCAAAGGCGGGCUUUUGUCUUAUGGUGUAGUUGCAAAUACCCUGAUAGACAUGUAUGCAAAAUGUGGCAGCAUACAGAAGGCACGAGAAUUGUUUGACAAAAUGGAUUAUCCUGAUGUUGCCACAUGGAAUGCAAUGAUUGCAGGAUAUGCAAUGCAUGGCUAUAGCAGGGAUGCCCUGAAACUUUUUGAACUAAUGGAGCACUUUGGAACCAAUCCUGACGUCGUAAGCUUCAUUUGUGUUUUAUAUGCAUGCAGUCAUGCAGGUGUAGUGGACAAUGGGUGUCAAUAUUUCCACAACAUGAGGAACUUCUAUCGCAUCGAACCCACAGUCGAUCAUUAUGUGUGCAUGGUUGACCUUCUUGCCCGCGCUGGCUAUCUUGAGAAAACCCUAAAUUUUAUCACCAAGAUGCCAAUAAAACCUGAUGUGGCCAUAUGGAUGUGUUUGCUUGGCGCUUGUAGAUCGUAUAGCAACAUAGCUCUAGGAGAAAAUGUGGCAAGACACCUUUUUGAUUUGGAUCCUAAAAAUACUGCGCCUUAUGUUCUUCUAUCGAAUAUCUAUGCAGAAGUGGGUAGGCAGAGUGACGCACAAAAGGUAAGGAAAUUGAUGAGAGAUAGAGGAAUUAGUAAGGUACCAGGAUGUAGUUGGAUUGAAGUGCAUAAAAUGGUGCAUGCCUUUUGUGUGGGAGACAGAUCACACCCACAAACAGAGAAAAUCUAUGCAGAGUUGGAGAAAUUGUCUUGGGAAAUGAAGGCAGAAGGGUAUAAUCCGGAUACAGCACCUGUAGUGAAUGAUGUGGAGGAAGAGGAGAAGAAAUUGCUUGUCUGCCACCAUAGUGAGAAGUUGGCAAUUGCAUUUGGGUUGCUAAACACAUCCCCUGGAACGACUAUUAGAGUUGCCAAGAACCUUCGUGUGUGUAGGGACUGCCACACUGCAACCAAGCUUAUCUCCAAGAUUGUUGCAAGAGAAAUUGUUGUGAGAGAUGCAAACCGUUUCCAUCAUUUCAAACAUGGACAAUGCUCUUGUGGUGAUUAUUGGUGAUGAUAAAGCAAGCAAGUUGUAAGUAAAGGCUUGCACCAUAACAAGGUGUACGGUUUAGACUUUCAGUGGUAAGAAGAAAUCAGUUGAUUAACUUAUUCUGUUUCUGACAUUGAACUGGUACCAGGGAUCUAAUACACCUUUCAGCUGAAGAGCUGGAAAAGGAUUCCAAAGGAUGAGAAAUACAAAACGAGUGGAAUGCUUGAAGGGAAUGGAAAGUCACUCAGCCAGUAGGAAAUGCAAUCAAGACAGUUUGUGGAUACAAUGACAGGAUCUAUUGAUCAAUUCUUUCUCCUUUGACAUUCUGUGUGGUCCUUUUGACUUGGCUAUACUAUGUUGUGCCCAUGCCAGGUAUCUAACAACCCUAAACUCAGCUUGGUGCCUAACGCCCUGAAGUCAUCCAAGUGCCCAACAACCCUAAAGUUGUCGAGGGACACUAAUGACUUGGUAGUUGGUACCUAACUUGGAGGGGUUUAAAUGCCCUCAUGUCAGCUGAAAUCCUCUUCCAUCGGUGCAAAAUUUUAAAACGAAGUAUCUGUUCAGAUGGAUUUUGUGUUGUUUUUAGGAAAGUAAUACCAACGACAUUUUGUGUCAAAUUGGAACCCUGACCAGGGAAUUUGCUAAAUCGAAUUUGAUUAUCGGUAUUCCUUAGCAGAGAAGACUGGAUGACUACAAGAUGUUCUCUAGGAAUUCAGAAGAUCCCUUUUAGGCAAUGGUUCUAUCGAGGGAAGUACUCCUUUUUUCUUGACAGGUGCUUGUGAGAAAAUUUGGGAGCACUUUGGAGUAAGCUGCUACCAUGAAAGCUAAAAUUUAAAAUGUGUUACAAUUUUUCAAAUUCUGCAUCCCAUUAAUCAUUAGAAAUAGUAUUGUUAUAAUUGUAAACUGAAUUUUGAAGAGAUUGUUUUGAUGGUUGAAAUUGCAAAUAAAGAGUGUGGUUGCAUUUUGCCUUUGCAACAUUGCCAACAAUAGAGGCAAAUACCUCAACAGGAGUUGGUUGAAGAAGUCUAUCUCCACAUUAAAUUACUCCCCAACAAUCUCUUACAUAUCCCCCAGUGCACAAGUUAUAAAUGUAUCCAUGAUAGUGGUCAAGCCUUUAUUACACGGGUGUUUGGAAACUUAAUUGUGGUUUUAUCUUGCACAUUGCAGUCAUAAUACCUGCACAUGCCAUCAGCUCUCUAGCAAAGACUCGGCCACAUUGGACUUG
Cryptomeria japonica (Japanese cedar) is the source of this 4104-nucleotide messenger RNA. RefSeq names its product pentatricopeptide repeat-containing protein At4g21065-like. The record is from RefSeq and is a predicted model, not a curated record. NCBI's taxonomy places the organism in Eukaryota, Viridiplantae, Streptophyta, Pinopsida, Cupressales, Cupressaceae. Gene Ontology annotation, molecular function: zinc ion binding; RNA binding; protein binding. Gene Ontology annotation, biological process: RNA modification.